Molecule: messenger RNA, 2625 nt
Organism: Ostrinia nubilalis (European corn borer)
Lineage: Eukaryota; Metazoa; Arthropoda; Insecta; Lepidoptera; Crambidae
Gene: Ir21a
Product: ionotropic receptor 21a
Exons: 8
Coding region: 1-2541 (846 amino acids)
Cellular component (GO): membrane
Molecular function (GO): ligand-gated monoatomic ion channel activity
Source: RefSeq, a predicted model, not a curated record
AUGACACGUUUAAAAUGUUUGAUCGCAAACAUUUUUAUUUUUGUUUCCUUCGUAUUGUGUGAAGAUGUUGAAUACUAUCCAUCUCAGGCAGCCUUAAACAGUUAUUCAAAUAUUGCCAAAAGAUCUGUAAAUGAACCUGAGUUGGAAAAGGGAAAAGUUGCAAAUAACAUAAAGUGGAGACAUUUCAAUGAAAACAAAAACGAAACGCAAGAAGUAAAAACUAAAAGAGCGGUGGACCCAAUAUUCCAUGGUCAUCCAAAAACCAGAGAGGAGCUAUGGAAUGAGCGUUUCUUAAACAAAAGCUCAGCAUUUGAUCAAACACCCUCCUUGAUUAAACUUAUUCAUAAUAUUACGCUAAGAUACUUGAACGAUUGCAUUCCUGUAAUUCUUUACGAUAGCCAAAUAAAAACACGAGAAAGUUACUUGUUUCAAAAUUUACUUAAAGAUUUUCCAGUAUCUUAUGUUCAUGGAUACAUUGACGACAAUAACAAAUUAAAAGAACCUGAACUACUAAUACCAGUUAAGCAGUGUCUUCAUUUCAUAGUAUUUUUGACUGAAGUAAAAAGCAGUGCAAAAGUUUUAGGGAAACAGUCUGAAAGCAAAGUUGUUGUUGUGGCUCGGUCGUCGCAGUGGGCAGUACAAGAAUUUUUAGCAAGUUCCUAUUCUAGGGUGUUUAUUAAUUUACUUGUCAUUGGUCAAAGCUUUAAAGACGACGAUGAUAAUUCACUGGAAGCACCAUACAUUCUGUAUACACACAAACUGUAUACAGAUGGACUAGGUGCUAGCCAGCCUAAAGUUUUAAGCUCUUGGACACAUGGAAAGUAUUCAAGAGACGUUAAUUUAUUUCCACCGAAAAUGACAGAAGGAUAUGCAGGGCACAGGUUUAUAGUUGCCGCUUCUAAUCAACCACCUUUUGUUUUUCGGAAAAUAAAAACUGAUCUCGACGGUGGGAAUCCCCGUGUGAUUUGGGACGGAAUCGAAAUGAGGUUACUUCACUUGCUAGCAGAAAGGAAUAACUUUUCGAUUGAAAUCUUGGAACCUCAGGAACCUCAUCUGGGGUCCGGAGAUGCAGUCACCAAAGAAAUUGCUAUGGGUAGAGCUGACAUUGGAGUAGCGGGAAUGUAUCUGACAGUCGAUCGAACCAAAUCCAUGGAUAUGUCUUUUUCCCAUUCUCAAGAUUGCGCCGUGUUUAUUACUCUCAUGUCUACUGCUUUACCCCGAUAUCGGGCAAUUUUAGGGCCAUUCCAUUGGCAUGUCUGGGUUGCUCUUACAUUCACCUAUUUAAUCGGCAUUUUGCCUUUAGCAUUCUCCGACAAACAUACUCUUCGACAUCUUUUACACAACAGUGGUGAAAUAGAAAACAUGUUUUGGUACGUCUUCGGAACGUUCACCAAUUGUUUCACGUUUGUUGGGAAGAACUCUUGGAGCAAGACUACUAAGAUUACCACUCGACUUUUGAUCGGUUGGUAUUGGAUAUUCACUAUAAUAAUAACCAGUUGCUAUACUGGUUCGAUCAUUGCAUUUGUCACGUUACCCGUUUUCCCUGAAACUGUGGACACUAUUGAGCAGUUGAUUGCGGGGUUUUACCGCGUCGGGACAUUAGAUCGAGGAGGUUGGGAAAGAUGGUUCUUCAACUCAUCAGAUGCAAAAACCAACAAACUUUUCAAGAAAUUGGAAUUAGUUCCGAAUGUAGAGUCGGGAAUCAGAAAUACGACUAAGGCGUUCUUUUGGCCGUAUGCCUUUUUGGGGUCUCAGGCUGAAUUAGAAUACAUUGUUCAGUCAAACUUUACUGCAACAAAGUCAAAACGCGCCAUGCUCCACAUUUCUAAUGAAUGCUUCGUACCAUUCGGGGUGUCAAUGGGCUUUCCCACCAAUUCCUUGUAUUCUGCAAAACUGAGUGGAGAUUUACGAAGGAUGUUUCAGAGUGGUAUUGUUGACAAAAUUGUUGAUGAGGUUCGAUGGGAAAUGCAGCGCAGUGCUACGGGAAAGCUAUUAUCAGCUGGAUUAGGAUCGCUCAAAAUAACUUCCGCUGAAGAAAAAGGUCUGACUUUAGAGGACACCCAAGGCAUGUUUCUUCUGCUUGCUGCUGGAUUCCUCAUGGGCGCUUCAGCACUCGUCUCUGAAUGGAUGGGAGGCAUCACAAGACGAUGUCGUAUUGGAAGAAAGAAACCUUCCAGCGCCAAUUCUAAAGAAGAACUAAUAACCACUCCUGAUUUAGAGAGCGAAAUUAAAGUCAUCUCAGAUUGUACUGAGAGUAGACUCAAUUUUGAUACUAAAUGUUCAAGUGCUUGUUCAAGAGAUACACUUGAAGGUCAAGUUAUAAACGUGACUGAAGAAAAUAUUGUGGUGCAUGAGACUUUGGAUGCAGCAACAUGGGAUUCCAGACGAUCUAGUUCGGUGGAUUUGGAUAGAGAAGUGCAGGAGAUAUUUGAAAAGGAUCUGAGGAGACGAAGAAUUGUGACAGGUGACAUAGAGGAAGCGGCUGAAGGGAAGAGAGAGCCAACGGCAUCGAAUGGAGCAUUUGGAGACCAUCUUAAUUAGAUUACACCAAGUACAAUUUUAGAUAUUUACAAGUAUGCAACUUAUGCAAAUUUUAAUAAUAUAGUUUAUUGUGCCUAUAUUAUA